ACUUCCGGUCUGGGGCCUGCGGCGGCGGCGGUGUCGGCGGCGGCGGCAGCGGGUCGGUGUAGAAAAUGGCGCUGGUGCAGCGGCUCGGGCCUCUCCCCGCGGCGCUGCGGAGGGCUUGAGGCUCACGAGCCUCCUUCGCCGCGCCCCACUUGCUCGUGCACUUUACACACAUGAGAGAAUUGGAAGCUAAAGCUACCAAAGACGUAGAAAGAAAUCUUAGCAGGGAUUUAGUGCAAGAAGAAGAACAGUUGAUGGAAGAAAAGAAAAAGAAAAAAGACGACAAGAAAAAGAAGGAAGCUGCUCAAAAGAAGGCCACUGAACAAAAAAUCAAAGUGCCAGAACAGAUAAAGCCCAGUGUAAGCCAGCCUCAGCCUGCCAACUCUAAUAACGGCACUUCCACAGCAACCAGCACUAAUAAUAAUGCCAAGCGAGCUACAGCCAACAAUCAGCAGCCACAGCAGCAGCCGCAGCAGCAGCCGCCGCAGCAGCCACAGCAGCCGCAGCAGCAGCCACAGCCGCAGCAGCCACAACAGCAGCCACAGGCCUUGCCUCGGUAUCCUCGUGAAGUACCUCCACGAUUUCGCCACCAGGAACACAAACAGCUUCUAAAGAGGGGUCAGCAUUUUCCUGUCAUAGCAGCAAACCUUGGAUCUGCUGUUAAAGUGUUAAACAGCCAGUCAGAAAGCAGUGCUUUAACAAAUCAACAGCCACAAAAUAACGGAGAGGUGCAGAACAGCAAAAACCAGUCAGAUAUAAACCACAGUACUUCAGGAUCCCAUUAUGAAAAUUCCCAGCGGGGACUUGUGUCUUCUACAAGCGAUUCUAGCACAAACUGUAAGAAUGCUGUUGUAAGCGACUUGUCGGAAAAAGAAGCAUGGCCCUCAGUCCCUGGCAGUGAUCCGGAGUUGGCUUCAGAAUGUAUGGAUGCUGAUUCUGCCUCCAGUUCUGAAUCGGAAAGAAAUAUCACUAUCAUGGCUUCAGGGAACACAGGUGGUGAAAAAGAUGGCCUUCGAAAUAGCACUGGACUUGGUUCCCAAAACAAGUUUGUAGUUGGUAGCAGCAGCAAUAAUGUGGGCCAUGGAAGUAGUACUGGGCCAUGGGGUUUUUCCCAUGGAGCCAUAAUAAGCACAUGUCAGGUCUCUGUGGAUGCUCCUGAAAGCAAAUCUGAAAGUAGCAACAAUAGAAUGAAUGCUUGGGGCACUGUAAGUUCUUCAUCAAAUGGAGGGUUAAAUCCAAGCACUUUGAAUUCAGCUAGCAACCAUGGUGCCUGGCCAGUAUUAGAGAACAAUGGACUUGCCCUAAAAGGGCCUGUAGGGAGUGGUAGUUCUGGCAUCAAUAUUCAGUGCAGUACUAUAGGCCAGAUGCCUAACAAUCAGAGUAUUAACUCUAAAGUGAGUGGUGGUUCUACCCAUGGUACCUGGGGAAGCCUUCAGGAAACUUGUGAAUCUGAAGUAAGUGGUACACAGAAGGUUUCAUUCAGUGGUCAACCUCAGAAUAUUACCACUGAAAUGACUGGACCAAAUAACACUACUAACUUUAUGACCUCUAGUUUACCAAACUCCGGUUCAGUGCAGAAUAAUGAGCUGCCUAGUAGUAAUACAGGGGCCUGGCGUGUGAGCACAAUGAAUCAUCCUCAGAUGCAGGCUCCAUCAGGUAUGAAUGGCACUUCCCUUUCUCACCUUAGCAAUGGAGAGUCAAAAAGUGGAGGCUCUUAUGGUACUACAUGGGGUGCCUAUGGUUCUAAUUACUCUGGAGACAAAUGUUCAGGCCCUAAUGGCCAAGCUAAUGGUGACACUGUGAAUGCAACUCUAAUGCAGCCUGGCGUAAAUGGGCCUAUGGGCACUAACUUUCAAGUUAACACAAACAAAGGAGGUGGUGUGUGGGAAUCUGGUGCAGCAAAUUCCCAGAGUGCAUCAUGGGGAAGUGGAAAUGGCGCGAAUUCUGGAGGAAGUCGAAGAGGAUGGGGAACCCCUGCACAAAACACUGGCACUAAUUUACCCAGCGGUGAGUGGAACAAACUGCCUAGCAAUCAGCAUUCCAAUGACAGUGCAAAUGGCAAUGGUAAGAAGUUUACAAAUGGAUGGAAAUCUACUGAGGAAGAGGAUCAGGGUUCUGCCACAUCUCAGACAAAUGAGCAAAGCAGUGUGUGGGCCAAAACAGGAGGUACAGUGGAGAGCGAUGGUAGUACAGAAAGCACUGGACGCCUUGAGGAAAAAGGAACUGGAGAAAGUCAGAGUAGAGACAGAAGAAAAAUUGAUCAGCACACAUUACUCCAAAGCAUUGUAAACAGAACUGACUUAGAUCCACGUGUCCUGUCCAACUCUGGUUGGGGACAGACUCCUAUUAAGCAGAAUACUGCCUGGGAUACAGAAACAUCACCUAGAGGGGAACGAAAGACUGACAAUGGGACAGAGGCCUGGGGAAGCUCAGCAACACAGACUUUUAACUCAGGGGCAUGUAUAGAUAAGACUAGCCCUAAUAGUAAUGAUACCUCAUCUGUAUCAGGGUGGGGCGAUCCCAAACCUGCUCUGAGGUGGGGAGAUUCCAAAGGCUCAAACUGCCAGGGGGGGUGGGAAGAUGAUUCUGCUGCUACAGGAAUGGUCAAGAGCAAUCAGUGGGGGAAUUGCAAAGAGGAGAAGGCUGCAUGGAAUGACUCGCAAAAGAACAAACAGGGAUGGAGUGAUGGACAGAAAUCAAGCCAAGGGUGGUCUGUUUCUGCCAGUGAUAACUGGGGAGAAACUUCAAGGAGUAACCAUUGGGGUGAGGCCAAUAAGAAAUCCAGCUCAGGAGGUAGUGACAGCGACAGGUCCGUUUCCGGUUGGAACGAACUUGGUAAAACUAGUUCUUUUACUUGGGGAAACAACAUAAAUCCAAAUAAUUCAUCAGGAUGGGAUGAAUCUUCUAAACCUACUCCUUCCCAGGGAUGGGGAGACCCUCCAAAGUCUAAUCAGUCUCUAGGUUGGGGAGAUUCGUCAAAGCCAGUCAGUUCUCCAGACUGGAACAAGCAACAAGACAUUGUUGGAUCUUGGGGAAUCCCACCAGCUACAGGCAAACCUCCUGGUACAGGCUGGCUGGGGGGACCUAUACCAGCCCCAACAAAAGAAGAAGAACCCACAGGCUGGGAGGAACCAUCCCCAGAAUCUAUACGUCGCAAAAUGGAGAUUGAUGAUGGAACUUCAGCUUGGGGAGAUCCAAGCAAAUACAACUACAAAAAUGUGAACAUGUGGAACAAAAACGUCCCAAAUGGCAACAGCCGUUCAGACCAGCAAGCACAGGUACAUCAGCUGCUAACGCCUGCAAGUGCCAUCUCAAACAAAGAGGCAAGCAGUGGCUCUGGCUGGGGUGAGCCCUGGGGGGAGCCUUCUACUCCAGCCACAACUGUGGAUAAUGGUACUUCAGCAUGGGGUAAGCCCAUAGACAGUGGUCCCAGCUGGGGGGAACCCAUUGCUGCGGCAUCCAGCACAUCCACGUGGGGCUCCAGCUCUGUUGGUCCACAAGCAUUAAGCAAAUCUGGGCCAAAAUCUAUGCAAGAUGGCUGGUGUGGUGAUGAUAUGCCAUUGCCUGGAAAUCGCCCCACUGGCUGGGAAGAGGAAGAGGAUGUAGAGAUUGGAAUGUGGAAUAGUAAUUCAUCUCAAGAGCUUAACUCAUCUUUAAAUUGGCCACCAUAUACAAAGAAAAUGUCAUCGAAGGGUCUGAGUGGCAAAAAAAGGAGAAGGGAAAGGGGAAUGAUGAAAGGUGGAAACAAACAAGAAGAAGCGUGGAUAAAUCCAUUUGUUAAACAGUUUUCAAAUAUCAGUUUUUCGAGAGACUCACCAGAGGAAAAUGUACAAAGCAAUAAAAUGGACCUUUCUGGAGGAAUGUUACAAGACAAACGAAUGGAGAUAGAUAAACAUAGCCUAAAUAUUGGUGAUUACAAUCGAACGGUCGGGAAAGGCCCAGGUUCUCGGCCUCAGAUUUCCAAAGAGUCUUCCAUGGAGCGCAAUCCUUAUUUUGAUAAGAAUGGCAAUCCCAGUAUGUUUGGUGUUGGAAACACAGCAGCACAACCCCGGGGCAUGCAGCAGCCUCCAGCACAACCUCUUAGUUCAUCUCAGCCUAAUCUCCGUGCUCAAGUGCCUCCUCCAUUACUCUCCCCUCAGGUUCCAGUUUCAUUGCUGAAGUAUGCACCAAACAACGGUGGCCUGAAUCCACUCUUUGGCCCUCAACAGGUAGCCAUGCUGAACCAGCUAUCCCAGCUAAACCAGCUUUCUCAGAUCUCCCAAUUACAGCGAUUGUUAGCGCAGCAGCAAAGGGCGCAGAGUCAGAGAAGCGUGCCUUCUGGGAACCGGCCGCAGCAAGACCAGCAGGGUCGACCUCUUAGCAUGCAGCAGCAAAUGAUGCAACAAUCUCGUCAACUUGAUCCAAACCUGUUGGUGAAGCAGCAGACUCCACCAUCUCAGCAGCAGCCACUCCAUCAGCCAGCCAUGAAGUCUUUCCUUGACAAUGUCAUGCCCCACACUACACCUGAGCUGCAAAAAGGGCCAUCACCAAUAAAUGCUUUCAGCAACUUCCCUAUAGGCUUGAACUCAAACUUGAAUGUAAAUAUGGAUAUGAACAGUAUUAAAGAGCCACAGUCAAGACUAAGGAAAUGGACGACAGUGGACAGCAUUUCUGUGAACACAUCUUUGGAUCAAAACUCCAGCAAACAUGGUGCUAUUUCAAGUGGUUUCAGGCUGGAAGAAUCUCCAUUUGUUCCCUAUGACUUUAUGAACAGCAGUACUUCACCAGCCAGUCCUCCAGGUUCAAUAGGAGAUGGCUGGCCACGUGCCAAAUCGCCUAACGGCUCUAGCAGUGUUAAUUGGCCACCAGAAUUUCGUCCUGGUGAGCCAUGGAAAGGUUAUCCAAACAUUGACCCUGAAACUGACCCUUACGUCACUCCUGGCAGUGUCAUAAACAAUCUUUCAAUUAAUACUGUGCGGGAAGUUGACCACCUCAGGGACAGGAACAGUGGGUCAUCCUCAUCCUUGAACACCACGCUGCCUUCAACUAGUGCCUGGUCAUCCAUUCGUGCCUCCAACUACAACGUUCCCCUCAGCAGUACAGCACAAAGCACUUCAGCCAGAAAUAGUGAUUCCAAAUUGACAUGGUCUCCUGGUUCAGUUACAAACACCUCUCUGGCUCAUGAGCUGUGGAAGGUCCCUUUGCCACCUAAAAACAUCACUGCUCCGUCCCGUCCACCUCCGGGACUGACUGGUCAGAAGCCACCCUUGUCUACGUGGGAUAAUUCUCCCCUUCGUGUAGGUGGAGGAUGGGGAAAUUCUGACGCCAGAUAUACCCCAGGUUCCAGCUGGGGUGAGAGCAGCUCAGGGAGAAUAACAAAUUGGCUUGUUCUAAAAAACCUUACACCUCAGAUCGAUGGCUCAACUCUGCGCACUCUGUGCAUGCAGCACGGCCCACUGAUCACAUUCCACCUGAACCUCCCUCACGGAAAUGCUCUGGUCCGCUACAGUUCAAAAGAAGAGGUAGUGAAGGCACAAAAGUCUCUGCACAUGUGUGUACUGGGGAACACUACUAUUCUUGCUGAGUUUGCCAGUGAAGAGGAGAUCAGUCGUUUCUUUGCACAAAGCCAGUCUCUGACCCCUUCUCCCGGCUGGCAGUCUCUCGGGUCCAGCCAGAGCCGGCUGGGCUCCCUCGACUGUUCCCACUCAUUCUCCAGCCGGACCGAUCUCAAUCACUGGAAUGGUGCUGGGCUGUCGGGAACUAACUGUGGAGACCUUCACGGCACUUCACUCUGGGGGACCCCGCAUUAUUCCACAAGCCUGUGGGGUCCUCCAAGCAGCAGCGACCCCCGAGGAAUUAGCAGCCCAUCUCCCAUUAACGCUUUUCUUUCUGUUGACCACCUGGGUGGGGGUGGAGAGUCCAUGUAACAGUGUAGAUGCAGACUCACCGACCGGGACCUCAGACGCGAGGGAAAGGAGCACUAAGUGGGGCUCGCCGCCUGCAGCCAGGGGCCGCCUGUGGGAACAGCUAUUCUCUGCACAUUUUCCACUUUGUUUUCCCCAAAACAUAUCAGUUUGAAUACUUGAAUCAUGCAGGCCAAUAUUAUAAUGUGAAAAGGUAUCUAUUCUAUUUACACUCCCAAAUAGCGCCAUACAUGCUAAACCGUAGAGAAUGAGCUCGCUUGUGUCUAUUCAUCAUGUUUAGCCUUUGGAUUCUUUUUUUUUUUUUUUUCCUUCUAUUCCUCCUCCCCUCCCCUUUUUUUCUCUCUUGCAAAACCAUUUUUUGGGCUGAUACCGUAUGAGCUUUUCCCUUUGCACUGAAUGAUGUUCUCUCCGUCUCAUCGGCAGUAUGGGGGCAGCUGUCCCAGUGUCAAUGUUUACUCAAGGGUGUUCUUAGGAGGCGUGCGCUCUCUACUAUGCCUUGAUGUUGCCUACCUUAUUGUGGUAUCGUGGAGUUUAAAAGAUCAAGUUAGGACUGACUUAGGAUUAUUAAUGAAAGUGUUGCACCAGUUUUUUCAUGUUGUAAAACUAAAGAAUUUCGCUCUGCAGUUUGAAAAACUGUGGCCACAGCUGUGACUUGCAGCCCACCUGCCACCCAGGACGGGCCCUGCACUUUGAAUAGGCUUUCCAUUUUGUUUUGGAGGUUCCCACGUUGAACCUUCUUGUUUACAGAUUUUUUUGUUUGUUUUUUGAGAAAAAAAAAAUGUUUACUCUUCCAUCAUUUAAAAAAAAUGUAAAAGACAAAAAAAAAUGGAGGAUGAUUUAAAAGAUGCUUUCUAUCUCUGGGAAAAAGGAGCAGCAUUUGGCCAUGUUCUUUUGUUUUUCUAUUCCUGUCCCAAAUCAAAGAGCAUGGUUCUCAGGAAAACCAGUUCCCCAGUUAAAAAAAAUAAAUAAAAAAAAUAAAUAAAAAAAAAAUAAACUCCUUGUAGUUUCUUAUAGGAAAAAACAAAAACCCCAACUUUUAGCACUGAUACUACAUAUUGCUCUGUUAAAGAAUUUUCUCUGCCAAAAAAGAAAAAAGAAAAAACAAAAAAACGCUUAAAGCUGGAGUUUGACAUUCUGCUUUCAGAUGCUGUCUUUUUAUUAGUGAGUGAUGAUGGUUUGCUAAUAAUCAGUAGGUAAUAAUUUUUUGUAAUCCCAUCAAGUGGCUCCAUAUGUUUCUGCUCUCUUGUGACUGUGUUAAUGUUUAACUGUUGUACCUUAAAGCCGAAAUCAGUAACUAUGCAUACUGUAACCAAGGUAUUGGGCUUACAGAGUUGUUUGUUGUAUAAAGAAAAUUUUAAAUGUUGUUGCAAACUAACGAGUUACACCAUUUUAAACUUUCUUUCCUCCCCUUUUUUUGCCCACAAAUGGUAUUAUAAUGCUUGCUUAGUCAAAGAAGAGAGACUAAACAAGGGUAAAAAUUUUAACAGUACAGAAUUUGCCAUCAUUUCAUUGCCUUGAUUCUAACUGUUUGUGUCCUAAGAUGCAAAAGAAGUCAGUGGCUUUUAACUGUUUACAAAUAGAAUGUGAUUGUAAAAUGUACAGUUUGGUUGUGUUUGAAUUAUGAAAUUUCUUCGGAUAUAAUAAACCAUGACUUUUUGGCUGCUCAACAUUAAUUGUCUCCUUUUUGUGAAUUUAUUUGUAGGCUCUUUUUUAUAAUGAAAGUUUCAAAGUUGCUAUGUAUGAGGGUUCUCAUAGAGCAACCGAUUAAAAAUUUAAGCAAAUAUUUGAACAUUUUAUCUGAACUCAUCACAAUUUCACCCUGAAAUAAUGUGAGAACAAUGGGAAACUGUAGCUUGCUCCUUCCCACCCUCUCUGAGCAUCUUUGGGAUCUUGUUGCUCAAAACUCUUCUGUGACUUCAUCUUCCCCACCAUUUGUGCCCAUCUCAAGCCUCAGCAAGAAACCAUGUGGAACAUGAAGCUUAAUGACUUGCCAGUGUACUAGUGUUAAACUCUCAUACCUCUGUUACAAAGCGAGAAACGCCACACCCGGACUGGCCUUUUCUUCCCCCUUCACGGCCCUCGCUUCUCCCUGCAGGAGCUCGGGGGCGAAACCUGUGUAUGGAUUUCAGUGUAUGACUUCAGAUCAUGCUCCAACUUGCCAGGUGUAAGCUAAUGUUGUCGGACACCUUACUAUAAGCAAAUGUUAUUCAGUGCGUUCAAUGUAUAUUGACUUCCAUACUGGUUUUUCCAAAAACCAAAGGUAGCUUUGAAAAACCAUGUCUGGAAAUGUUUGGAGCGUUAAGCUGAUUGACCUUCUGACCUUGGGGCUUUGAGUAGUAUAUAAUUCAUAACUGCGUUACUUGUAUUGUUAAAGUGUUUGGGAGUUUUUUGCGCUUGUUAUGUGGAAAUAAAGUGUUUGAUUUAAAAUUUUU
Messenger RNA from Piliocolobus tephrosceles (Ugandan red Colobus), 8332 nucleotides. RefSeq names its product trinucleotide repeat containing adaptor 6A (gene TNRC6A). The record is from RefSeq and is a predicted model, not a curated record. Lineage: Eukaryota; Metazoa; Chordata; Mammalia; Primates; Cercopithecidae. Bases 171 to 5903 code for a protein of 1910 amino acids. The transcript is spliced from 24 exons. Gene Ontology annotation, cellular component: P-body; nucleoplasm. Gene Ontology annotation, biological process: positive regulation of nuclear-transcribed mRNA poly(A) tail shortening; miRNA-mediated post-transcriptional gene silencing. Gene Ontology annotation, molecular function: nucleic acid binding.